Dendrobium catenatum is the source of this 1182-nucleotide messenger RNA. Its product is annotated as indole-3-pyruvate monooxygenase YUCCA1-like. The transcript is spliced from 4 exons. The coding region runs from base 1 to 1182 and encodes 393 amino acids. Gene Ontology annotation, biological process: auxin biosynthetic process. Gene Ontology annotation, molecular function: flavin adenine dinucleotide binding; NADP binding; N,N-dimethylaniline monooxygenase activity. The record is from RefSeq and is a predicted model, not a curated record. NCBI's taxonomy places the organism in Eukaryota, Viridiplantae, Streptophyta, Magnoliopsida, Asparagales, Orchidaceae.
AUGGCUUCAAUUCCAGCUAAAACCUCUUCUCUCAAACUCUCAUUGGUUCCCGGUCCCAUCAUCGUCGGAGCCGGUCCUUCAGGCCUCGCGGCCGCCGCAUGCCUCGCCGACGCAGGAAUCCCUUCCUUAGUCCUCGAGAAAUCCAAAAGUUUAGCUUCCAUGUGGCGCCACUGGACUUACGACCGGCUUAGUCUUCACCUACCCAAACAGUUCUGCGAGCUUCCCUUAAUGGAGUUUCCCGAACACUUUCCCAAGUACCCAUCCAAGAACCAGUUCAUCUCCUACAUAGAGUCCUAUGCUGCCACUCACAGCAUUAAACCUCGAUUCGGCUGCGCCGUCGUGCAAGCAGAGUUUGAUUCAGCGGCAGGAAAAUGGCGAGUCAGGACACAGUUUGAGGAGUUCUUGACCCGGUGGCUUGUGGUGGCAACGGGAGAAAACGCCGUACCUGUAAUUCCGGACUUUCCUGGACUUAUUAAGUUCUCCGGCGAUGUAAUCCAUAGCUCCGAGUACAAAUCCGGCAUAUUUUACAAAGGAAAGAAGGUUCUUGUUGUAGGCUGUGGGAAUUCCGGCAUGGAAAUUUGCUUGGAUCUCUGCCGGCAUAAUGCCUCUCCAUCUAUAGUGGUUAGAAGCAAUGUACAUGUAUUGCCGAGGGAAAUGAUGGGGUGUUCGACGUUCGGGAUAGCUAUGGCGCUACUGAAAUGGCUUCCACUCCGAAUGGUGGACAUGAUUCUUCUGUUCAUGGCUAAUUUGGUGAUGGGCGACACCGGGUCAGUCGGACUUCGACGGCCCAAAGCUGGGCCCAUUGAGCUCAAAGAUCUGACUGGAAAGACUCCGGUGAUGGACGUAGGUGCUCUGUCUCUCAUCAAAAUCGGCAAGAUCAAGGUGACUGAGGGCGUGAGGGAGAUCACAGGCCAAGGAGCUAAGUUCGUCGAUGGUAAGGAGGAGCGCUUUGACUCCAUUAUUUUCGCCACUGGUUAUAAGAGCAACGUGCCUUCCUGGCUCAAGGAUGGAGGAGGACAUUUCACGGCGGAGGGAAUGCCUAAAGAGCCAUUCCCGAAGGGUUGGAAGGGAGAGAAGGGGCUCUACUGUGUUGGCUUCACGAGAAGGGGGCUCCUGGGCACGAGUUUUGAUGCGCGGAGCAUCGCUACAGAUAUCAAGCUUCAGUGGCAACUUGGAUCCUGA